This is a messenger RNA of Mustela lutreola (European mink), 3733 nucleotides long. RefSeq names its product midnolin (gene MIDN). Bases 374 to 1885 code for a protein of 503 amino acids. The record is from RefSeq and is a predicted model, not a curated record. Gene Ontology annotation, molecular function: protein binding. Gene Ontology annotation, cellular component: nucleus. Lineage: Eukaryota; Metazoa; Chordata; Mammalia; Carnivora; Mustelidae. The transcript has 8 exons.
GGACGGCUGUUGCUAAGGGAGGGGACGCGCGGGGAAGCGCGGCCCGAUCGGCGGCCGGCACCGAGCGCGACCGCCUAAGCGGCGCCCCCUCCUCGGGACCCUCCCCCACGCCCAGCGUCCUUGAAAGGAGCCGCGAGUGCAGUCCCCACCCCCGGAAGGCGCCCCUACGAGCCAGCGCGACCCCGGAGCGCCGCUCGGAUUUUUGAUUCUUGAUUCACCUUCCGCUACUGGGACUUUCUCGAAGAGGACGUGCGCUUCCCCUAGGAACGGCGAGGACCCCCGGUUCGGGGAGCCCAACCCCCGCGCAGUGCCCGGAGGCGCGACGAGGAUUGGCGGCGCCCCGUGGACCCCAGCCCUCCAGCGCGGGCCGGGGAUGGAGCCGCAGCCCGGCGGCGCCCGGAGCUGCCGGCGUGGGGCCCCCGGCGGCGCCUGCGAGCUAGGCCCGGCGGCCGAGGCGGCGCCCAUGAGUCUGGCCAUCCACAGCACAACGGGCACCCGCUAUGAGCUGUCGGUGCCCCCGGACGAAACGGUGGAGGGGCUGCGCAAGCGGCUGUCCCAGCGGCUCAAAGUGCCCAAGGAGCGCCUGGCGCUGCUCCACAAAGACACCCGGCUCAGUUCGGGGAAGCUGCAGGAGUUCGGCGUGGGGGAUGGCAGCAAGCUGACGCUGGUGCCCACCGUGGAGGCGGGCCUCAUGUCCCAGGCCUCGAGGCCAGAGCAGUCUGUGAUGCAGGCCCUGGAGAGCCUGACCGAGACACAGCCCCCAGUGGCGCCCGGGCCGGGCCGGGCUGGCGGAGGCGUCUUCCGGAAAUACCGAUUCAUUUUAUUUAAGCGUCCGUGGCACCGACAGGGACCCCAGAGCCCAGAGAGGGGCGGCGAGAGGCCCCAGGUCAGUGACUUCCUGUCGGGCCGCUCGCCGCUGACCCUGGCGCUGCGCGUGGGGGACCACAUGAUGUUCGUGCAGCUGCAGCUGGCUGCCCAGCACGCCCCGCUGCAGCACCGCCACGUGCUGGCCGCUGCCGCCGCCGCCGCCGCCGCUGCCCGCGGGGACCCCGGCAUGGCUGCCCCCGUGUCGUCCCCCUGCCGGUCCAUGGCCGGCGCUGCCCGAGUCCCCCCGAUGGCCAGCAGCCCUGCCCCCACGUCCCCCUCAUCUGUGACCGCCGGCUCCUUCCGAUCCCACUCCGCUUCCGCCGCCUGCCCUGAGAUGGACUGUUCGCCCCCCGCCAGUGCUGGCGCCAGCCCCACUUCAACCCCCGGGGGGAGCCCUACCUCCCGCUCCCGCAAGCCUGGCGCUGUCAUCGAGAGCUUCGUGAACCAUGCCCCGGGGGUCUUCUCAGGGACCUUCUCUGGCACACUGCACCCCAACUGCCAGGACAGCAGCGGGCGCCCGCGGCGUGACAUCGGCACCAUCCUGCAGAUCCUCAACGACCUUCUGAGUGCCACGCGGCACUACCAGGGCAUGCCCCCGUCCCUGACCCAGCUGCGCUGCCACGCGCAGUGCGCGCCCGCCUCACCUGCCCCGGACCUCACCCCCAAAACUACCUCCUGCGAGAAGCUGGCGGCUGCGGCCCCGGCCUCCCUGAGCCAGGCCCGCAUGUGCAAGCCCCUGGGGGACCGGCUGCGGCAGACGGAAAACCGGGCCACCCGCUGCAAGGUAGAGCGCCUCCAGCUCCUGCUCCAGCAGAAACGGCUCCGCAGGAAGGCCCGGCGGGAUGCCCGCGGGCCCUACCACUGGCCACCAAGCCGCAAAGCCGGCCGCAGCGACACCAGCGGUGGCGGUGGGGGUGGCGGGCCCAGUGAGGCCUCCGGCUUGGGCCUCGACUUCGAGGACUCCGUUUGGAAGCCGGAAGUCAACCCUGACAUUAAGUCAGAGUUCGUGGUGGCCUAGGAACCACGUCCCUCGCCCGGCCACCCUGAGUGGAGAGUCCCCUGGGCCAGCCUGCGUGUGGGAGGGCGGGCAGUUGGGGUCAGGGCAGCGGGAGGCCCCUCCCUCCCCACCAGCUUCCUUCUGGUUUUUUGGUUUGUUUUUUUUUUUGUUUUGUUUUGGGGUUUUUGUUUUUUUGUUUUUUUUGUUUUGUUUUGGUUUUGGGUUUUUUUUUUUUUUUUUUUUUGGUUUUUUGUUUUUGUUUUUUUUUGUUUUGUUUUGUUUUUUUGUUUUUGUUUUUUAAUUUCCAUUCUUACCAUGGUUUUCUGAACUCUCCAUGGACUUGGUUCCUGCCUCCUUGGUUCAGCUCACACUUCCCCGCCUCUUCCUCCCGUGGUGGCUCCCGUUCUCGGCCGAGCCGGGCCCUCCCCGCCCACUUCCCAAGCUCCAGAGAUGUAGCAGUCACUCCAGAUGGCCGAGAGUGGGACGAGACGAGGAAGCCGCCCCCACCCCUUCAGGUUUAAGUCAAAAACGUAGAUGCCUCAUGAUGCACUUUACAGACGGGCAGGGCCAAGGAGGGAAGGCCCACUGCAGCUGCACCCUGGCCUUCCGGGCGGCCGGCAGGCCCCACAGCCACCGAAGACCCGCUGCGCUGCCCUGUGGCCAGGGCCCCCCACACCUGAGCUCUUUUCUCUUGGUCUCUCUUUCCAGGGAAAAAAGAGGAGGGGCGCUUCAGUAGGCGGACCCCAGCCUGCCCCUGGGGCUCAGGGGGAAGUGUGGGGCCCUCUCCUAAUAGGAAAGGGAGGGAGGGGGACAGACCAGCCGCUAGCCUUUGCGUCCACGCACUGUGCCAUCUCCCCCGGCCCCACCCCCUUUUUGUUCUGAGCUUGGGGUAUUUAUAGCCUAUUAAUUUUCUGAGCCAAUAGUGGUUGGGAGUCUCUUGAAAACUGGGAGAGAAAUGGUUGGGGGACGGGCAGAUCACCCCCAGCCCUCCUUCCUGGCCCAACCCGAGAGAGAUGUGGCCUGUGGGCUGUGUCUGGAGGGCCCCCUGGCAGUCAGGAGGGGAGGGGGUGCUGAGCUGUGAAGCCCCUGUAGGGGUGACGCUGUGUAGCAUUAACCCCCCCCCCGGGGGGGGGGUUCGCUGCUGGUCUAAAUUGGACCCUCCCCACUCGUGCCCUUACCCCCAGAUUCCCCUGGGGCAAAGGGACAAGCCCUCUACUGGGGCCAUUUCAAUGGGGGUGGAGUUUUUUUUCAUUCACUUACUUUGUACUGAUAAUGGAGAUGACCAGGCCCUGCCCCUGCCCGUCCCCUUUCUGUCCUCCAGACACCCCCACCCCUGCCUGUUCCUCCUCAUCCUAUUGUAGGUGAACCCCCCCCCAUUAUGUGUUUCAAGUUAAUGGUUUCAGAUGUGAACAUCAUGUGUUAAUUGUAGCUCUGUAAACUUUUUUGUGGGGGGGGUGGGUAGGGAGGGGUCAGAGGGUAGGGGUCACUGAUUUUUGUUUUCAUUUUCCAAAAAAAAAAAGAAAAAGGAGAAAAAAGGAGUGGGUUUGUUUCUGAAGAACUGUGUUGGAUCCCUAUUUAAAUGUGUUCUGUUUUGUCGGGUUUGUUUGUUUGUUUUAGUUUUUUAAACGAUUUUUAAAUAACACCUGUGCCUCCGCGGGUCUGAGGGUGGAGGCCCCAGGCAGGAGCCCAGGCAGCCGGUCCCUCUCUGCCCUCCCCAGGGCUCCCCCAAGAAAGCAUUACUCACCCUCGGGGGUCGGGCUGUGGGGUGUCCCAGCACCUUGCCUGAGUUUCCUGUAUGAAAACAAAGUUGGGAAAGAUUAAACCUAUACAAACACGUGAUUCCAAGUAAUAAACAGAAGAUGAAACGAG